AUGAGGAUCUACAAGUGCUACUUCUGCUCAAGCAAUAUUUAUCCAGGUCACGGGAUGGUUUUCAUCAGGAACGAUAGUAAAAUUUUCCGUUUCUGCCGUUCAAAGUGCAACAAGUUGUUCAAAGCCAAGAAGAACCCACGUAAGCUCAAAUGGACCAAAGCAAGCAGGGCUGCCAGAGGAAAAGAGAUGGUAAACGACCCAGUGCUUGACUUUGAAAAGAGGAGGAAUGAACCAGUCAGGUACAACAGGUUCACGAUGAUCAAGACCAUCCAAGCCAUGAAGAGAAUCGAUGAGAUCAAGGUAGCCAGGCAGAAGAGAUUCUGGAACAAGAGAAUGGAGAAGGCCAAGGAGCAUAAAAUCAACAAUAUCCAGAGAGAACUCGAGAAGCACGUUGACCUCAUCACUGAUGAAACUGUUAAAGGACAUAUUCUCGAGAAAUUGGAGGAGAAAAGAGAGAAGCAGAUCGACAAGAACAACAAGAUGAGGAAGAAGGUCGACCCUGAAGAAGAGGAAGAGGAGCAAGAGAUCGUUGAAUACGUCCCAUAUAAGAGGAGAAAAUCUAACUCUAAAAAGAAGCAAUCUACUGAAGCACAAUAAUUUCUGA
This is a messenger RNA of Moneuplotes crassus, 604 nucleotides long. The record is from the annotation of a GenBank genome assembly. NCBI's taxonomy places the organism in Eukaryota, Ciliophora, Spirotrichea, Euplotida, Euplotidae.